Rhipicephalus sanguineus (brown dog tick) is the source of this 1251-nucleotide messenger RNA. RefSeq names its product prolyl 4-hydroxylase subunit alpha-2-like. Gene Ontology annotation, biological process: peptidyl-proline hydroxylation to 4-hydroxy-L-proline. The record is from RefSeq and is a predicted model, not a curated record. The transcript has 2 exons. Gene Ontology annotation, molecular function: procollagen-proline 4-dioxygenase activity; L-ascorbic acid binding; iron ion binding. Lineage: Eukaryota; Metazoa; Arthropoda; Arachnida; Ixodida; Ixodidae. Bases 1 to 1251 code for a protein of 416 amino acids. Gene Ontology annotation, cellular component: endoplasmic reticulum.
AUGCAGGAAUCGAUGGCCACCGAGGUUCUCAACUUGGAAGACGCCCUUUACUUCUUGUCUCUGGAAGAGACCCGCUUAGACCGAGCCGCAGCGCAGCACCGGACGCGUUUGACUAAUCGCCCUCGCAUCGGCUCCGGCACGGGGUUGGGCAUGUUCAUCUACGCGUGCCGACUGUACGACCUGCAAUCAGACCUCUCUUCGACGUCGGCGUCCGGCGACGCGUUUUUUAACUCACUAUUGUCGGCCUUCGCAGCACCUUCUUCGCGCGAGUGGUGGCCUGCCGACAGCGACGUCCGUGGGGUUGCCGAUGGCUUCUGCAAACUACAGCGAGUCUACGAGGUCUCAGUAGCGCGGAUCGUGGCCAUGAUUUCUCGUCGGCUGCCGUCUGUUUCGCCGCAAGACCUCAGCCUAAUCGCAAGAGGCUGCUACGCGAACGCGACGCACGGCAACACAACGGCCUGGUCUGAACAAGCGCUCGCCGCGGGACUGUAUGCACAGGAUAGCCCUCGCAACCUCGAGUUGGGACUCUGGUGGCUUCAGGCCAACGACGCGAGGCGCGUGGCAUUGGAUUCAAAGCACCAGAACCUGUAUCCUGCACCGCCGGACAACGACGUGGACGAAUACAAGUCGGUGUGCCCGGAAAAAGGCGACUUGCGAUCCACUACGGCCGAACUCAGUUGUGUCAUGUGGACUGGCGACGGAGACCCCCGGUUAAUACUGGCGCCGCUCAAGUUGGAAGUACUGUCCCUAACCCCCCGCGUCGUGGUUUUCGCGGACUUCCUCACACCGUCUGAGGUGGGCUACAUUCAGGACGCUGGGCAUACAGGCCUGUCCUUGGAAUCUUCCGAGCCUUACCAGGUGGCCAACUACGGACUCGGCGGACACUACACGCCGCACGACGACGCCAACACCUUCGAGCAGGUCGCGGACGAGUGGGACACGAGGGAUGGCAACCGCCUGGCCACCAUGCUACUCUACCUGACCGACGUCUCGCUAGGGGGCGCCACUGCGUUCGUCCGUUUGCAGCUGGCCGUGAAGCCUCGGCGUGGCUCGGCCCUCUUCUGGUACGACCUGGCACCGUACUCGGGUAACGACGGGCCGAUACAUUUUGACUUCUGGCACCAGAGGAAAGCAGUGGAGGAACUGACGAAUCACGUGGGUUGUCCCGUUCUGUGGGGAACCAAGUGGAUAGCCACGAAGUGGAUUCGCGAGCGCAACAAUGUUGUGGUUCGCUUUGACUACCCUGGAUAA